AUGCAUAUUUUUUCUCGAGCUAAUCGAACUAUAGCUUAUUUUGAACAAGUCCACAUGAUAUACCCGUUCCUGGAUCGAGAUUCAUUCGAGGAGAGAGCUUCAUCUUUCAAUCCCCAAGACUCAGGUCCAACUCAUGAGACAUGGCUGGUUCUGUAUCACACUGUGCUUAGCCUCGGGUGCAUGUACCAUGACGGGGGUUCAUUUGAGCCUGCAAAGGGCCUAGCAUGGUACUACUUCAGCCUCGUGUUCCACCAUUUCCAAGAUGUGUUGAUGUGUAAGGCGUCUUUACUCAAAGCCCAGGCAGUAUUCGCUCUGAAUUACUCAAGUCUGCAGAUCGAGACGUUGUGCAUCUCAGAAGCGGCAAGGACAGUCAUGACUCUGGGUUUGCACAAGAGAAACCUUGACCGCGGCCCAUACCAAGAAGGUAGAAGGAUAUUUUGGGUCGUAUAUUGCUUGGAAAAAGAGUACGCUUUUAACUCAAGCAGCGCUUCUUUGAUAUCGGACAUGGAUAUCAGCUGUCCGCUUCCCACAGAUUUGCCGAUACACACCGAAGGUUUGGCCUGGCUUCCUUGCUGGGCACGCUACUCGAGGAUUCUGUCAAGAGCAUAUGAUUCCCUCUUCUCGGUAUCUGCUACCUUGAUUCCAACAGAAGAAUGCUUUCGGCGUAUGGAUUGCAUCAACUACGAACUGCAAUCAUGGCUAAACUCGAUUCCCGAUAGCCUGCGUCCCGGUUCGUCAUUGCAUCAACAUCGAUCCAGGCCUCUGUAUAUGCAAGAAAUGGCAUUGAGGAUCCACUUCUCAUAUUACAAUUUGAGAAUUUGUAUAUCACGAAUAACUCUCAAUCGGUGCCCGAACAAAGGAUCGCCGCGAAGAUCCGAAAACGAGAAGUGUUUGUUGACAACAGCACGCGCGAUCAUCGAGUCAACCUAUAUGAUCGCCAUGAAUCCCUUCACUCCUGUCUGGAUACUCGGAGUUAUGCCAAUGGUUGCAAUGUUCAUUGUCUUCGAUUUUGUUGUUCACAACCCGCUACAUGCUGAGACCAGGAGAAAUCUGUCAUACCUUGACAUAGUUGCUGCCCACUACGCCAGACUCGACUUAUUAGCGCAAGGCACCAUCCACGAUGCCAGGGUCGCAGAUUUUACCUCCAUCACACGCCUCUACGUUGAGUCUUUGACCGGAGACUCAGCAAAUACCGCUGAUAAUACUCUUGCAGGUGCCGGAUCCGACAUUCGCCGAGAGCCACCUAACGACAGUUCACUCGGAGUUGGAAAUCCUGAUUUCAUGUCGCAAUAUGAGUUUGAGCAACUGUCGGCCACAGGGGCCAACAGUAUGGUAUGUUUCCGGUUUUUUGUUAUCGUCGAAGCCCCUUUCUCGCAACUCUUACGUCAAGAUUUCUCCCUUAUCUUUCGCAUUGCGACAAACCCGUUGACGUUUUCUAGAUGA
Molecule: messenger RNA, 1443 nt
Organism: Bipolaris zeicola 26-R-13
Lineage: Eukaryota; Fungi; Ascomycota; Dothideomycetes; Pleosporales; Pleosporaceae
Exons: 4
Coding region: 1-1443 (480 amino acids)
Biological process (GO): DNA-templated transcription
Molecular function (GO): DNA binding; zinc ion binding
Source: RefSeq, a predicted model, not a curated record